AUGAGAAAUUUCAUCUCCAAUGACUAUGUCUUCACUGACCGCGGCGGCGUCAUCGAAAACCGCCACAGCGGCCACGCCACCGACUUAGCCCUGAUGUGCGCCUCGCACAGCAGCGAGGAUCGACACAUCCGCCGCGCCCGCACCAUCCUCGCCCGCGCCGGCAGCGAAAAAUCAGAUCUCCGCUGCGGAGGCCGUGAGGUGCGCAUGGAUCAGAGCGGGGUUUACCCCGGGAGGCGAUGCGGGGAUGAUAGCAGCAGCGAGAGCGCUGGGGAGGCCGAGGGGUGCUAUCUACCGGAACACCCUGUGCAGUUGCGGGUGCGGCGGGUGGUGGAGGAAGUAGCGGGGCUGACGGACGGCGAGGGGGUCUGGAGUGUUGAUGGGAGUAAUCUGCCCGCGCUGGGGUUUGCGCUGCAUCGGCUUGCGGGGAUGUAUGCGCGGUUUGCGGAUGCGGGGAUGCGUGAAGGGGAAAGGGAAAGGGCUAUGCUUGGGGCGGACGGGUGCUAUGGGAUUGGAGUGAGGGCGUCGAGGAGGACGGAGGAGCUGGGUGCGGAGGAGGGUCAGGGAAUUGCGGUGAAGAUUGAGGAUGGCAAUAUUGGGGCUUUGUAUGCGGCUGUGGCUGAGAUCUUGGAGCAGCUGGGGAUUGGGAGUGCGGAGGAGGCAGCUGGCCGGGUUUCAUUGUCCGGAGAUUCGCAAUACGGUGGGUGUGGUGGCGGGGAGAAGCAUCAUUUCAAGAUCCGGCCUGUGGACUGA
This is a messenger RNA of Penicillium chermesinum, 750 nucleotides long. RefSeq lists its product as uncharacterized. The transcript is spliced from 3 exons. The record is from RefSeq and is a predicted model, not a curated record. Lineage: Eukaryota; Fungi; Ascomycota; Eurotiomycetes; Eurotiales; Aspergillaceae. The coding region runs from base 1 to 750 and encodes 249 amino acids.